Gavia stellata (red-throated loon) is the source of this 3579-nucleotide messenger RNA. It is a transcript of the gene PDCD10, whose product is annotated as programmed cell death 10. The record is from RefSeq and is a predicted model, not a curated record. The coding region runs from base 192 to 830 and encodes 212 amino acids. Gene Ontology annotation, molecular function: protein kinase binding. Gene Ontology annotation, cellular component: Golgi apparatus; FAR/SIP/STRIPAK complex. Gene Ontology annotation, biological process: positive regulation of MAP kinase activity; regulation of Golgi organization. The transcript is spliced from 8 exons. Lineage: Eukaryota; Metazoa; Chordata; Aves; Gaviiformes; Gaviidae.
CUCCUCGCAGGCGCUUCCGGCGCGGCGGCGAAGCCCCCUCGAGAGCUCCGUGGGCUCCGUGGGCCGGGGGGAGGACAAUAUAUUUUCCAAGUUCUUCAAGUAUUCUUGCACAACGAGGAAAAAGAAGAAACAUUUCAGUGAAUGAGGAGUUUUUUGCUUCUAUAGUGUUUUCUUGAGAAGUGGGUCUUUGAAUGAGGAUGACAAUGGAAGAGAUGAAGAAUGAAGCAGAGACCACUUCUAUGGUUUCCAUGCCUCUCUAUGCUGUUAUGUACCCUGUCUUUAAUGAGCUAGAAAGAGUAAAUCUAUCUGCAGCUCAGACACUGAGAGCAGCUUUUAUUAAGGCUGAAAAAGAAAAUCCAGGUCUUACACAGGACAUCAUUAUGAAAAUCCUGGAGAAAAAAAGCGUGGAUGUGAAUUUCACAGAGUCUCUUCUGCGUAUGGCAGCUGAUGAUGUAGAAGAGUAUAUGAUUGAAAGACCAGAACCAGAAUUCCAAGAUCUUAAUGAAAAGGCACGAGCACUUAAACAGAUUCUUAGUAAGAUUCCUGAUGAGAUCAAUGACAGAGUGAGGUUUCUUCAGACAAUCAAGGACAUCGCGAGUGCAAUAAAGGAACUUCUUGACACAGUAAAUAAUGUCUUCAAGAAAUACCAAUACCAGAACCGGCGGGCACUUGAGCACCAAAAGAAAGAGUUUGUAAAAUACUCCAAAAGCUUCAGUGAUACUCUGAAAACCUAUUUUAAAGAUGGAAAGGCAAUAAAUGUGUUCAUAAGUGCCAACCGACUAAUUCAUCAAACCAACUUGAUACUCCAGACCUUCAAAACUGUGGCCUGAAAACUGUAUAUGUUGAGAGUUGUACUUUUCAAUGGUGGAUAGGGUACCUUUAUAUGUAAAUUUUAAAGUUUUGACUGUAUAAAUUAUCAGCCCCUCUUGAGGGGCCUAAUGCAGGAUUUUGAAUGGGAUUAUUGCCAUCUUACACCAUAUUUUUGUAAAACAUUGUAGCUUAAUCAUAAUCUCACAAUGAAGAUUUUGCAUCACUUUUUGCUAUUAUCAUUCUUUUCAGAAUUAUAAGCCAAAAGAAUUUACGCCUUAAUGUGUCAUUAUGUAACAUUCCUUAUAAGAAUUGUAAAUAUUUGGUGUUCUGUUUCUGACAUUUUAACUUGAAAGCGGAAAACUGCAAGAUUAUGUAUUUAACAAUAUUGGUGGCAAAUAUUCAAUAAAUAGUUUACAUCUGUUAGACUGUCUUUUUGUAUGUGAACAACAAUGCAUAUCUCAUCUUUCUAGAACUGCAGAACAUUCAUUAAAUGGAAAAAUUAAAAUUAUUUGGGUGCUUAAAGCUACUGGCAGUUUGAAUCAGUAUAAAAUGAGGGUUUUUUCCUUAAAACUGAGAUUUUUGGCUGUGAUCUGAUACUAGACCAGAAUACCAGAAUAAUUCUAUUAAAAAGUCUUUGGCAAAAUAAUAAAGAACCCUAGAAGUGAGGUGGUUUUUUUUUGUUUUGAUAGAAACUAAAACCCACUUCUUUCUUAAUCUUCUGUUGGUGGUGAGUUAACAGGUUUUUACUCCUAGAUUACUCUGAGGCUUUGAGCAGAGAAUUACUUUAAAUAUAUGCAGCUGACUAUGCAGCAAAAGGUAAAUUUAAAAUAUUAAGAUAACUGGGUUUUAUAUUGGUACCCUUUUGGGAGGGAAGAGAAGAGAAGAUAGAACUCUUCCAGGUAGCACUAGUGAUGUCUAUACUAUGCAUGCCAAUAAGGCAACUUUUUUUUUUUUUCAGGGAUUGAAACCAUGUGAGACCUCGAUUCACAAAUUUUGUCUACAUAGAUGGUUAAGAACUGCUGAUGGGCGUAUUCAAAUUUUAUCAUUGUGAUUUCAUGGUAAUAUUUCACAAGUUCUAAUUAAUAUCUUGUAAGCCCCUUCAAAGUGCACCUUGAGUUUAUUUUGAAAUAGAAUUGUUGUAUAAUAAACUUCUGAAAGUCUUCAAAAUAUUUAUUUAUAUGGCCAUAACUAGUAAGUUUAGGGAAGAAUGUGAAGCAGUUUAUAAAGCUACACAAGCUGUUGCAGGAGGAUCGCUUCAGACUGAAAGAGCACAAUUGCUACAGAACUAUUCCUUGUUUAGGUAUAAAUGAUGAAGAAAAGGUACAGCCAGACUUUUGGCAUGGUGCUGUAUUGCUCAUUUGGGGCAAGUGCCUUAUCCAGAGUACAACAGCUGGGACCUUGAAUUUAGUUAUCUGUUUAAAUGAUCUAAAAGGGGAAAAUGAUAUCUGCAGCCCUCCAAAGUAGCACUGGAUGUUCUGCUGUGUAUCUGUGCAUGGAAAUGUUUCCUUGAUGAAAGCACUGACUGUAGUGAACUGUAACAAUGCGAAGGAGAGUAUUAUGUAAAAAUGAGUUCUUGGGAAUGUAUGUUGUGAAUUUCUUGGUUACAUAAAGCUAUAAACAGGAUGUGGUCCUUAAAGCUUGCUGUUCAGGCUAUCUUCUGUUUUGACAGUGGUGUUUUGUGUUUACUAGCAGAUUGAGCUUAGUAACAUGACUAAAGGAUGCAUAUACAAUUUAUAGUUAAAACUUUUAGUUAUUUAUUAAAGCUUGGCAUGCUAAACUGUCAUUUCUUGGAAAGUGGUAGAAGAGAAGCAAUGUUAGCAGGUACAAAGGAGGCAGCCUGACUAAUUUAAAGUAAUACUUAAUUUGCAUCUUUGAAUUCUGUGAGUAAAAAGGUUGAGUAGUCUUCCUUGCAGAUGACGUUAACUUAAGCUGUAGCACUGAAGGACUUAAUGAAAACUAGUUAGGUAGAAGAAAGGGAAAGGCACCCAGAGUUUCUGAUACUUCAUUUGCUUGAAAAGUGUUUGGUACUGGGGAGGCUGCACCAGUGGCUGUAAGGAGAGACAUGAAAGCUUGGGUUAUACUUCGUGAAUUUGACUUAAUUCCAAUAAAAUUCUGAGAUUAUUCUAUCUUCUUGGAUUGAGAGGGACAGUAGCUAGCGUUGGCAAUCCUUAGGAGUUGAAUGAUAUCAUUUUUGUGUGCAGGUAUAGUAAAAAAAACAACUGAAUGGAAAAACAAAGCCAAAAAAACCUCCUCAACAAAACAAACUUAUGACGUGGGUCCCAAACAAGAUGCUGUGUUAUGUCCUGCUAAUUGAUUCCUUGAAGUUAAAGAGACUAUCAAGAAAUGAACUGUUCUUGUUCAUCAGUUCUUCCUAAAACCUUUAUUGGGUAAAAGGUACCAAGUAUAGGGCUAAGCUUCAGGUAGUCUGCACAAUGUGUUUUGUUUUAUUUGUAACCUUAUUGUGAUUUCUUUUUGUUACCCUUAAAAGUAAUGGAAAAUUAUUCAUUGUAAUCAAUGUCUGGUAAUGGGAAAACUUGAAAACUGAUGUCUCCAGGUCACACUCUUGUGUUGUGUGCAGUGAAUCCAUAUCUAGUAGACUUACAAAUUUUAUUUUCCACUGAAUAUGAGCUGGGGCAUAUGUCUGUCAAACUUUAUUGUGGUUUUGCACUUUAUUCAAGUUAUCUGAGUAGCUGAAGAGAAGUUUCUCUUGAGGAUAUCUAAUACAGCAGUUAGUGUUGCAAAAUGCUAUUAGAAAAUUUCUGCUGUGAA